AUGUAUUGGCAUUUAGCUGAAGCUCCAUAUGAACCAAAGAACUUAUCAUGCUAAAAAUCUUAGUUCAUGUAAACUACUGAACAUAGUUAAUAAUGUUUUAUCGCAUAAUAGUAUUGCCAACAUGAUUUUUUAUAUUUCAAUUACAGCAUCUUGAGUUAUUGUUGGUUGAAUGGAUCCAUAAUGGUAAAUUAGUAUAUGAAAUAGACAACCUUAAUAGUCUCUGGAUUUGUGGGCUAUUUGGUUUACAAUGGAAUAAGUGAAGUGAUAAAAGAAUAUUUAAUUCCCUCAUUGGAAGCUGUGAAAGUGCGUUUUGAAAUUUCUGAGAUUAUGGCUGGAGUCACUCUUUUGGCUUUUGGAAAUGGAGCAGGAGAUGUCCUUACAGCCUUAGUGGCUUCAUCGUAUCCGGGAGGCAUAGAUUACAACAUAGGCGCCACAAUGGGAGCAGGAUUUGUAAAUUAAGAACAAAAAUUAUAUUGUUUAGUUCUUGUGUAGUAUAGGCGUAUAUUUGAUUACAAAGACAUCUAAAUCUCAAAUAAAGAUGGAGCCUGUGCAUUUCUGGAGGAAUGUUGGAUUUCAAAUAAUUUCCAUAUUUGUUAUUAUGGUAUUUGGAGUGAUAGGUCAGAUUUCCUACUUUUCCAGUAUCUCACUUACAGUUUUGUAUUUGAUUUUGGUGUCUUUGGUUUACUAUUAAGAAAGAGACAAAAUAUUAAAAAGCAGAAAAGAUAGUUUAGGAGAGAGAGUUUAGACUGUUAAUGAGGCGAAAUACGAUUUAGAGAUUGCACAGAAAUUUGAUGAUAUGAAAUUAAUUUAUUUAUGGGAUAAAAAAUCAGAAAUGGAAUAAGCAGCAAAACCAGUAAAGUGGGCAACUCCUUUGAUUAGAUUAAAUUAUGUAUCUGGAGAUGCAAGAGUUAAAAUGCUCGCUAAGAAAUUCAGAUCAGCAGUCAAGCUUACUAUGGCCAAUCUUGAAACCUAGAAAUAAAAAUGGGAAAGAUUGUCAAUGCAUGAAAAAGUUAGGGCUGUAAUCAUAUAUCCAUUGUAAAUGAUACUCAAAUUCACAUUGCCUAAACCUUAAGAGGAUCAAUUCGAUAAAAAUUAAGCCAUAAGUAAUUCAAUAUAUCUAAGAUUUACUUAUUUUAGUCUUCCCUAUACCUGGAUCAGUUUUCUUUGUUUCUGUUGUGUUUGGUUUCCCUCCUUGGUGGGUUUACUUUUUGGCCUUGAUGUUUGGAUUUGGAAUGUCAAUCUUUAUCAACACAACCACUCCUUCUUAAAGAACUCCGCCAAGCUAUUUUUUUUAUAUUCAACUAUAUUGUAUUUUAGGUUCCUUAGUUUGGAUAUUCUUUUUAUCUGGAUUACUGAUAGACUUCCUCUAAUUUUGGGCAAUUAUUACAGAAUUGAAUAAGACAUUUUUGGGAUUCAGCUUAAUCGCUAUGGGGAAUGUACUACCUGAUUGCAUCACUUUAGUUUCAUUAGCAGAGGAAGGUUAUGGUAAUAAAUAACCUUAUUAAUAGCAAUCAUGGCAUUAAAUGGAAUUUAUUGUAAUUGAUUUAGCUAAUACUGUAGUUGGAUAAAUGUUCACCAAUUUGAUUGGCUUUAGUGUUGCGUUUCUGAAGCAAAAUUUUGUUAAUUCAGGUCCCAUCAAGUUCAAUCUAUUCAGUAUUAUAGACAUAGAAUAAAAUGCUUUUAAAUUAAUGGUUAUAUUGGCUGCUUUCCUUAAUCUCUUAUUCACAUUAAUAAUGGUCGUUCGUAAUCAUUAUAUAAUAACUAAAUUCAUUGCUAAGUUACUAACUAUAUUUUAUAGCGUUUUUUUUAUUUUGUCUUCUUCAUCUGCAUUUUAUCAUGCAUGGGUAAAGAAAUGA
Molecule: messenger RNA, 1856 nt
Organism: Paramecium octaurelia
Lineage: Eukaryota; Ciliophora; Oligohymenophorea; Peniculida; Parameciidae
Source: the annotation of a GenBank genome assembly